This is a messenger RNA of Thermothelomyces thermophilus ATCC 42464, 345 nucleotides long. RefSeq lists its product as uncharacterized. The record is from RefSeq and is a predicted model, not a curated record. The transcript is spliced from 6 exons. The coding region runs from base 1 to 345 and encodes 114 amino acids. Lineage: Eukaryota; Fungi; Ascomycota; Sordariomycetes; Sordariales; Chaetomiaceae.
AUGUCGCCUUUUAAGCUUAGAAAAGUGGAUCUAAUGGACUAUUAUAUACUUAAUAAGGGGAGCUAUCCUAUUCUAGAAAUAGGGGUUGCCUAUCUAGGAGCACCAGACAGACAGACAAGGACAACAGAUGGCUUUCAACACUCGUUUGCUCUGAUGGAUUGGAGUGACGAGAUGUGGUUCUUCUUUCUUUUGGACAUCGUUGCCGCCACCUUUGCCCCUAUCGUCGUUGCCGUCCAGAUGGUUGGACUUGCCUGCUGUGACCGCGAAUACUCGGAUGCCCUGGACAUUUUGAGCCGACGCUCCUCCCCAUCUGACCAGACGGAGGUUUGGUUUUGGAGGUGCUGA